This is a messenger RNA of Sclerotinia borealis F-4128, 3306 nucleotides long. Lineage: Eukaryota; Fungi; Ascomycota; Leotiomycetes; Helotiales; Sclerotiniaceae. The record is from the annotation of a GenBank genome assembly.
AUGCCACUGCGAUGCCUAGGAGGUUGGCUGGACCUCCCUUCCAGCAGUCAGUCAAGAUGGUCUUUGUUGCUUCUUUUUACGAUAUGGCUAGGCUCAGUCAAUGCGAUGACGCCCGCGCGAAUUACGGAGUUACGGAAGGAGACGGUGGAUAUGUUUUAUCAUGGGUUUGACAAUUAUAUGGAUAUUGCAUUCCCAGAGGAUGAGCUGAGGCCUGUAUCCUGUACACCCCUCACUCGAGACGCCCAAAACCCUCGACAUCUUGAACUAAAUGAUGUACUCGGGAACUAUUCUCUUACAUUGAUCGACAGUCUCUCGACUCUCGCAAUAUUGGCAUCUGCCCCUUCGGAUCAAGAAGGAACUGGCCCAACAGCACUCGAAGAUUUUCAACAUGGGAUCGCUUCUUUAGUAAUACAAUAUGGCGAUGGGACAAGCGGAGCGUCCGGCAAAGGCCUACGUGCUCAAGGUUUUGACUUGGACAGUAAGGUGCAAGUUUUUGAGACAGUCAUCAGAGGCGUGGGCGGAUUACUGAGUGCGCAUGAAUUCGCUGCUGGAAUUCUGCCAAUAAAUGGGUACAAACCACGAGCUAGCAACAGCAAGUCGAAGAAGAUCUCGAAAAUAUAUCAACCUUCGAUUUUGUGGCCGAAUGGGUUUGAAUAUAAUGGACAACUUCUGCGCCUAGCUCUGGAUCUAGCUGAGCGUCUACUGCCCGCUUUCUACACUGCGACCGGUAUGCCAUACCCUAGAGUUAAUUUGCGGCACGGUAUACCAUUUUAUGUGAAUUCGCCCUUGCAUGAAGGAUUAGGUCUUAGCGACUUUAUAGAAGAGGGCGCUCCUGAGAUUACCGAAACAUGCAGCGCUGGAGCAGGUAGUUUGGUGUUGGAAUUUACGACUUUGAGCCGCCUCACCGGAGAUCCAAGAUUCGAGCAACUGGCUAAGCGAGCGUUCUGGGCUGUUUGGAAUAGGCGAAGUGACAUUGGACUCAUUGGGGCAGGAAUUGAUGCAGAGAACGGUCAAUGGAUUGGAUCAUAUGCUGGAAUAGGGGCGGGAACUGACAGCUUCUUUGAAUACGCAUUCAAGACACACAUUCUGCUUUCCGGACAAGACAUUCCCAAUACGACAACGCAUAGACAACAACAGCAUGAAUCGUGGUUGGAUCCAAAUACAAUCUACAAUGAAUUGAGUGUUGAAGAAAACUCCCCAGAAGCUUUCCUUGCAGUCUGGCACGAAGCUCACACAGCAAUCAGGAGACACUUAUACAGUCCCACCCAUCACCCACAUUACGUCAAUGUGCAUCUUCGCACCGGAUCCCCUCAGGCAUUCUGGAUUGACAGUCUUGGAGCUUAUUAUCCAGGUUUACUGACUCUAGCUGGUGAGGUUGAGGAAGCAAUCGAAACUAGUCUAUUAUACACCGCGUUAUGGACGAGAUACGCAGCUCUUCCUGAAAGAUGGUCGGUACGCGACGGACACGUAGAAGGAGGACUCGGUUGGUGGCCUGGGCGCCCUGAGUUCAUAGAAUCGAAUUACCACCUUUAUCGGGCGACGAAAGAUCCCUGGUAUCUUCACGUUGGAGAAAUGGUUUUGGCAGAUAUCAAACGGAGAUGUUGGGCAACAUGUGGUUGGUCAGGUCUACAAGAUGUGCGUACCGGAGAAAAGAGUGAUCGUAUGGAAAGUUUCUUUCUUGGAGAAACGGCCAAGUAUCUCUAUCUACUUUUUGACCCAGAUCAUCCGAUGAAUGAUCUCGAUGCUGCUUAUGUAUUUACGACCGAGGGGCACCCUCUUGUGCUUCCUCGAGGAAAGUCGGAGUAUCCCGUCGCAGCUCGUACGCCUGCAACUAGUAAGGCAGUUCAACCGCACUAUAAGGCAGAUCUUAGGGAUACUUGCCCUGUAGCUCUACCACCAGUACCUUUCACUAUCUCCUCUACAGCGGCUAGGACAGAUGUAUUCCACGCGUCAAGUCUCAUAGGUUUACAUAUGAUUCCAAAUCAUCACGCCACGAUAGAAGGUGAAAAUAUCAAGGUCAACAAUCAUACAUACUUUCCGUGGACUUUGCCAACCUCAAUGAUGCCAAGUAAUGGUACUUGCGAUCGUCUCCCAGUAACUACCACUUUUACGAUUGAAUUUCCUAAUAACAAUCCUUUGAACACUCAUUCGGCCAAAAACGGGUUCAACGUCGUCUUUAAUAUUCCACAAAGUCUUGAUCGUACAAAUGAUGGUAGGAUAUUGGUUAAGAGUCUGUCCGGUCUGAAGAUGGGUAUGAUACAUGAGAGCCAAUCGCCUUCUUCCGGAAUUAAUCGGCAGGUCUCGGAAUCCUGGAGAGUCGGCAGUAUUGCCAACAUAGCGUUAGGGAGGGAUGAGCAGAUAUUGAUACCACGAGAUGUGAUAGGAGAUCUUACUGAUCCUUCAUUCUCACGCAUAAGAGACGCAGUAUUGGUUGAUCUGGUCAUACAACUUGAACACGUUCACGAUCAAAACAAAAACAUGUCAGGAAGCGUCGAAGAAUUACUCGAGGAAGAUCAAAUCUACGAAGAUACCCCGGGUCUAGCCUUGGAAGAGUCAAUGAGCAAUGCAGGGCUAGCAGAAUACAGAACCUUACUAAGUUCUCUCCUCCACCAAGUAACAUCUGCUCUCCGCGACCCGACCGCUACUCUACUCCCACAGCCUGAAAGCCCUUCCACUUAUACCUACGUUACCCUUCCGGCUGUUUUGCCCACUGGUAAAGGUGCUUAUCUCCUCAUCAAUGCUCCGGAAGCCCCAGAUCCCAAUUCCGCCAAAACCUCCUCCGCCACUCUUUCUUUCACGAGUGUUUUCUUCGCUGGUGAGGCCUGUGGCGGAAAACUCCCCGACGAAGCAGUCAAACAGCAUCAUGUUAUCAUCAUGAAACGUGGCGGUUGCACAUUUUCCGAAAAGCUAUCUAAUAUUCCCAGCUACACACCCACAUCUAAAGGUCUCAAGCUAGUUAUCAUGGUUUCAGACAACAAAGAAGACGUAGAAUCGGGUGAGGAAAACAUGGAGGAUCAAAUGGGUUCAGUGAAGGGGGAGCGAGAGUUAAUCAGACCACUAUUGGAUAAACCACAACUAACACCAAGUGGUCUUUUGAGACAUCAUCAGGUUAGUAUGAUAAUGAUCGGGGGAGGUGAUGAAGCCGUCGAAGCUUUGAGACAGGCUAAGAGUGUCGGUAUCAGACGAAGAUAUCAUGUGGAAAGUCAGGGCCUAACGAUCAACAACAUUUUUGUGGGGUUCUUUUACAUUACGUCGGCAGAAGCUGUAUCUCUCGUCUCUGCGGGAGAAGUUUUGAGGAGUAGCUAG